UAUAUAUAAAUAAUAUAUAUAUAAAAAUAUAUAGUCUAUUUGCAGUUGAAAUCAAUUAUAAAAUUUUACUAUACUACGAAAAAAUUUUACAUAUCUAUAAUAUAAUAACAACAUUUGUUACACAUUUCCAAGUACGCAUAUGUGAAAGAGAAAUAUUCACCCCUUUUCCAAAGCCGGCCGCUUUAAUGAUAAUUUUCUGUAAUGAAUGAUUCACCUGCAAUGAUUUUUUUUAUCUAGGGUACGCUUAUCCAGUUUUUAUCUUAUAUUUGUUGAUGAUAAAGAGAAUGCUAGUCAGAAGAAUCAGUUAUACACUGUCGUAUGCGUUCAUAUCACUCACAUUACGAUUCACACCACGUUUUCAUAUUAAUUUCAUUUGUUAAUUUAUAAAGCGAUUUCCGCGGAAAGCGAAGAUCCGCGUUCAAACGUGUUUCUUCGUUGAUAAAAUUUAUUCGAAAUAUACGAGUGUUAAAAGAUAACAAGUGGAACAAUGGUUGCGAAAACUUCCGGUCCCCAAUUAGAACAACGAAUUCAGUGUAUAAAAUUUACCAUUUUUUGCUUGAAUGCCAUCAUAUGGCUACUUGGAAGCUCAAUGUUUGGAUUAUGCAUGUGGCUAAGGAUGGAUCCAGGUUUUCAGGAAUGGGUUGAAUUCCUCGAGAUAUACGAAUUUUACAUCGGCAUUUACAUCUUACUUGCGGCUUCGAUAUUUAUCAUAAUUAUCACGUUCAUCGGCUGUGGAGUCGCUCUUAUGGAACAUAUUCUUGGCCUCUAUAUUUACGCGGGACUGCAAUUACUUUCCUACGUUCUUGGUCUCGUUGGGACAGCACUUCUCCUCGAUUAUUCCACUUACGACAGUAAGAUUCAGCCUCUUAUACGACGAUCCAUGACCUCCCUCAUCAAUAACUACCACGACGAAAGAGCAACGUACAUUUUACAAUUAAUUCAAGAAAGCAUCGGUUGCUGUGGUGCCGAUGGUCCGAUGGAUUAUAUAACCUUGAGGAAACCGUUGCCCACUGAAUGUAGGAACACGGUUACUGGAAAUGCUUUCUUCUACGGAUGUGUCGAAGAAAUUUCAUGGUUUUUGGAGGGAAGAUCGGGCUGGCUGGCUGGUUUAUCAUUGGCUCUAUGCAUGCUUCACAUAAUAAUAGCUGCUCUAAGCUUAACGUUGGUCCGAGCUAUUAAGAAGGAAGAACAAUACGUCACGUUCAAACGUUAAUUCAUAUUAAUUUUCAUGCCAAUUUUCGCAUAUCCUCCUGCAUUCCAUAAUAAUGUACAUAUCUAAUUGCUAGACUGCGGAUGUUUGUGCAUUUAUAGUAAACUGAAAGUAGAAUUUUGCAAAAAUACUCACGGCAUGGAAAGAUGUAUAAAAUUUUAUUAAAAGUAAAAUACACUUUGUAAUAUUUAAUAUUACAAUCUAUUGAAACACUUCAUACGCUAUUCUGAUGGAUAAAUAUAAAUGCAAAACAUCAAAUAUACGUAUUGUGCAGGUAUGCAUUAACAUUUGCAGACUAUUAAAAAUGGCAUUAUAAUAUUAUAAUAUUUCGUAAGUUAAUAUGUAAUAUUUUUUAACAAAUAUCCAACAACAGUUUUUUUUUUUUUUAAAUCUUUACAUAGAGCAAAUAUAAAUGAAAUGGAGUAUCCUCAGCAUAUAUCGAAUGUAUUCUUCGUCAAAAGAAAAUUUUUCUGCUGCUCUGUCCGUAUCACAGGAUUUAGAAAAUUACGAACGCAUGCUCGCUCUAAAUUUAGAAUUCAAUUUCGUUACGUGUCACCAUAUGUUUCAUAUUUUUGGAUUGUUCGUGCUUACUUUAGAAUACUAAACGAAUGAUACUAGAUACUUAUAAUGUAUUCUUCUUAUCGAUAAUGUUACGUCGAUGUUCUACCUAUUACUUACUACUUAUUAUUUUUUUAUACUACACAACAUUUCAAUAUUGUUUUAUAUAUGUUCUAUAAAUACAUAUUUCAUCAAGACUAUGACAUUUCACGAGCUGUUUCGUUCUUCUUGCUUCCAAUACAAACAUAUGGCAAGCGACAUAAGCAAGCAAGAAUAGAACAAUGACAGUUUUACUUCUCUAUCAUUAUUUCCGACUAAAUUAAACCAAGUGAAAAAUAUAAUUUAUUCUGGUCGAAUUGACAUUAUUAUGUUAUAUUAAUAUUCAAUUUUUUAAUUAUGUAUAAUAAAAUGUAAUAAUUUAAAAUAUAAUAACUUAGUUUUA
Molecule: messenger RNA, 2210 nt
Organism: Heterotrigona itama
Lineage: Eukaryota; Metazoa; Arthropoda; Insecta; Hymenoptera; Apidae
Source: the annotation of a GenBank genome assembly